Eimeria acervulina is the source of this 7029-nucleotide messenger RNA. Its product is annotated as DEAH-box RNA/DNA helicase, putative. Gene Ontology annotation, cellular component: nucleus; intracellular anatomical structure. Gene Ontology annotation, molecular function: RNA binding. The transcript is spliced from 17 exons. Lineage: Eukaryota; Apicomplexa; Conoidasida; Eucoccidiorida; Eimeriidae. The record is from RefSeq and is a predicted model, not a curated record. Bases 1 to 7029 code for a protein of 2342 amino acids.
AUGAAUAAAGAGGAAGCCGCUAGGCCUGGCCCUGCUGCCGGCGCAACAACAGGCAGGCCUGCUCAUGCUGCGGCAGCGCCUUCAUCUACAGCGGCAGCAGAUGGAGCUGGAGCAACGGCGGCAGCAGCAGCUGCUGCAUCAGUAGCAGGUGGGCGACCUUCCGUGUCAGGCACAGCACGUGCAGCAGCAGUUGCGCCUGCUGCCGUCCGUGCAACAGCAGCAGCAUUCGCACGGCCUCCGGCAGGAGCACCAGGAGCAUCACUAGGAGGAGCAGGGGGAACGAUUGGCUCGCUGAACCACCAGCAGCAGCAUCAUCAUCAUCAGCAGCAGCAGCGUACCUCGCGUCGCUGCAGCACAGCGGGAGGCGGUGCUGCAGCGGUUAGCGUAGGGGAUCUGCCGAUUCAUAAGCACCGGGAUAAGAUACUAAAUCACAUAAAUAACAACUUCAUCACAUGCAUUCAGGGGGAGACGGGGUGCGGCAAAAGCACGCAGGUUCCAAAGUUUCUUCUGGAUCAAGAUGCAGAAAUACAGAAGGCUCUGCAGGCAAAACGCGCAGGGAAAGAGCUACCUCCUUCCUCUAGCAGCGUGCCGCUGCCUCCACUUGAGAGCUACAGACCUCUCAAGUGUAUCGUCACGCAGCCCCGAAGGCUUGCAUGCAUUUCGUUGGCUCAGCGGGUUGCCCGGGAGUUGGGGGAAGACACUGGUGGGCUCGUGGGGUACCGUAUUUCAGGCGAGAGUAAGACCAGCCGUCGCACUAAGAUAUUCUUUAUGACUACUGGUUACCUGCUGCAGAUACUUAUCAAUGCACAACCGGCGCUCUCCCACAUCCUGACAGAAGAAGAACUCAACUUAGAAGCUGCAGGCAAACUCGCGCUGCUGGAACGACGCGGCGCCGCAGCAGCAGACCGCCACCAGAAGUUGGAGCAGCAGCAGCAGCAGCAGGGUACUGAGCAGCCAGAGGGGGGCGGCUUGUCCUGGGGAGACGGUGGCUCUAGUGAGGGGUAUUUAGAUAGCGUCACGCAUGUGAUAUUAGAUGAGGUGCACGAGAGAGAUGUGGAUGCAGAUCUGCUCUCCCUGGUGUUGAAGCUGCAACUCAGGAGCCGAGUAGGCAAGCUGAAGGUGAUAGUAAUGAGCGCAACCAUGGAAGGCAAUUUGUUCUUCAAUUAUUUCUCCGAUAUACACCUCAAACACGUUGGAGAGGCGGAAACGGAAAAAGAGGCCCUAGAUGCUGCUGCAAGCACUUCCAAGCAGAAAGACCGUCUCAGGGCCAAGGACAAACAACCUGCACUGGCUGCUACUGCUACUGCUACUGCUGCGGAGCGGAAGCAACAACAACAGCAGCAGGAGCAGACAACGGACGAGUGCCGAUAUGAGGACAAGAUCUUUGUAGGGGCUAAACGUUUUCCUGUGCACACGUUAUAUAUCGACGACUUGCUGGAAGUAAACCCCACGCCGAAGGCACUCAGGCCCGUUAGUGUGGAUCAGCUUUCAGGAGAGGCGCUUCUGAUUGAAGGCCGAGAUGAAACAAAGGCAGGCGUGCAAGAGCAGGAAGACCAGCAGCAGCAGCAACAAAAGAAGGAAGCAGACGCUGAACCCGGGAAGCCCGCACCAGCGUUCAGCAGCAGCACAGCCAAAGAUGAUGCAUCGGCGGAACAGGUGGAGCAGCAGCAGCAGCAGCAAGAGGGAGACCCCGACAUCUUUGGUGCUCUGUUGUCUCGCAAAGGGCGUUCGCUGUCUAAUCUCUUCACGAAUCCCUCCAGAUGGGCUCUUUUAGAGGCGUUGCGCAACUUCAAAUCGGGGACCCGGAAUUCCGAGGGGGGCUUACAGCCGGACAUACAGCGCGGCCUUGAGCUGGUGUGCGUGGAUUUGGUGUCUACGCUCGCUUACGGAGGCGAGACGGUCUUGGUGUUCUUGCCUGGGAUAGCGGAGAUAUCGACUUUGUUUGAAACACUUGCUCCUUUAGAGCGUGAGGCGUGCGCGUCUGCUCCAGGAGCAGAAGGUUCUGCAGCAGCUGCUGGUGCCGGUGGUGGUGGCGGUGGUGCUGGUGCUGCAGCUGAGGCGACAGUAGCAGCGGGCAGCAGCAGCAGCAGCAGCAGCAGCAGCGGGGGUGGCCUUGAAGGCCCGCGUCCUUCUGCUCCUCGGUGCAAGUUGUUUGUGCUGCAUUCGACUAUCGGGAGAGAAGAACAGGCGGAGGUGUUCAGCCCCCCCCCUCCUUCUGUUUGUCAUGUUGUCCUUGCGAGCAACAUCGCUGAGAGCUCUCUAACGCUUCCUAACUGCCGCGUCGUGAUUGACUUCUGCUUGCGCAGGCAGAUGAUCUAUGACCCCAAGCGGCACGCGUCGGCGCUGGUCAAGUCCUGGACAUCGCAUGCGUCUUCGCAGCAGCGCAGCGGAAGAACAGGCCGUGUCUUCCCAGGUGUCUGCGUGCGGUUGGUCUCCAUGCGCUUCUAUGAGAAGUCUCUCCGCGUCUUCGAUCUCCCAGAGAUGCAGACAGCUCCUCUAGACAAGUUGUAUAUCACCGUCGCGCACUUAACAAAACGCCUCAACGCCAUCGCUCGUGCAGCGCAUGCAACCCCUACUGCAGACGGAGGCACCUCAGGGCGCUCUGGGAAGGCCCAGACAAUUCAAGGUGCGGGCCUUAGGGAGCAGGGGGCUCUUGAUGCGAACGGCGAGAUAACGCGUUUAGGGUAUCUGAUGAUGCAGCUGCCCAUAGAUGUGCGCCUCUGCAAAUUGGUGUUCCUGGGUGUUGCAUUUGGCUGCACGCUGGACGCCGUGGUGCUAGCUAGCUGUUUAGCUAGCACGGACCUGUUUGCCUUCCCAGCCUUGAUGCUGCUGCAGCGACACUCCAAGGCAUCUGCAGGCUUUGAGGCCGCGCUGCAGCUGCAGCAGCAGCUAAAGUCCAGGGCCUUAUUCGACGGCGGGCACUUCUCUGAGCCCCUCAUGCUACGCAAUUGCUUCGUGGAGUUCCUGCUGCACUUUGCUGCAUCAACAGCAGAGCUGCGCGCCCGUCUCGCUCGGCAGGCAGCAGGGAACCGAUCCCGCCGUCUGGAGUUGAAUAUGAAGCUGGAGUACAGUCGAGCUGCUCGGGAUUUCAGUCGUAUGCACGCAGUCGUUCCGAAGCGUCUCGUGCAAACAACUCUCCUCUGUUGUGAUUUGUGUCAGCGUGUGCGGAGACUUGUAGAUCCAUCGUCCGUGGCAUACAAGCACCUCGGGUUUAUGCUGCAGCUGUUGCAAGACGGGAGCGUCUUCUCGCGUCAGCAGCAGCAAGUUGGAGGGAAGCUGGGGAGUACGCAACAGCAACAGCAGCAACCGCAGCAGCAACAGCAACAGCAGGCGUUGCCGGAGCAGCAUCGUGGCGUUGCUGUUGAUGGGGCUGAGUUUGACGCGGCAACAGCGUACGAUCCAGCAGCAGCAGCAGCAGCGGUUGAGAAGCAUUUUGUGUCGGAUUCGAUUGUCCUGAAGACUCUUCUUGCUGCUUCUUUUUCUCCUUCAUUUAUGGUGGGGAAGGUGAAGAAUUGCAUCGACGGCGAAGACGCUGAAAAACCUGUUAUGGACGAAGCCGAAUCAGAGGAGAAAUCGCUCGCCUUGUACAGCUGGCUAACGGAUCGGGGUGUGGAGCUGAGUCGUUGUUUGUUUUUUAAUCGUAUGUACUCGGAGGAGAAGUUAGUCCUUUUGCAGGAGGCUUUAUCUGUGGUGCUGCCUGGGGUUGAUUUUUUGCUGUUAACGGGAGAUGCAUACAGCGACUGCGCCAGCGUCUACGCAUCUUCUGCUGCAGCAGCAGAAGAUGCUGCAGUGCAGCAUUUGAUUAGCGGCAGGACACCUGAUGAGCUCCAUCACAGCCUAAUCCUCUAUUUGCCUCCGACACCUCGCAAUGAGUGUUUCCAGUACGACGCAGAGGCAGCAGCAGCAGCAUCAGCAGCCUACAGGGAGCAGCUGCGCUGCCCUCCAACUGCUGCUGCACUUUUAGCACAGCAGCAGGAGCGCGAGCAGCAGGUGAAGCGGCUAUAUGACCGCUGGUUGGAACACGGGGAGGAGAGCGAAGGAGAAUCUGCAACAGAGUGGGAGGAGGACGAGACGAAACGUGAGAAGCAGAAGCAGAAGAAGAAGAAGAAGAAGAAAGAGUUUGAGGACAUAACGCUGGGGGCCCUGAAGAUCUGUGCCUCUGCGGCUGCUGUUGCUGCUGCUGCUUGCGGCAGCGGCUUAAAGAGCGUCAAUGAACGCAUCGCGCAGUAUGAAACCAUACGAGGCAAACACUUCCAGCCCUGCAAACUCUUCGCUUCUCACCCCGUAUGUGCGCAGCUCAUUAAUCAAUUUGCAUGCGGCCGGUGGAAGUUCUCCCUAUCCGUCCCGAAGACAACCCCCGGAGAUGCAGCGCAGAAGCGGCAGCAGCAGCAGCAACAGCAACAGCAGCAGCAGCAGCACGAGGAGGAAGAGGAGGAAACCAACCCCGGACAAGAAGACGAAGAAGACAAGCAAGAAGAAACAGCAGGAGCAGCAGCAGCAGGACUGCCUCAGCAGCAGGCGAUGUACGCAAUGGAGAUGUUUCGCCCUGUGUCUCCUUUUGCUGUAACUUGGUACUUCGUCAGCCCCCAGGAUGCAGCGCCCACAGCCAGCAGCAGCAGCAGCAGCAGCAAAUCCUUCAAGGCUUCUAAGGUACAGGGCAUCUUAAGCUAUCGCUCGCCUAUGGGCGUUCUCAGCGUUUGUCCCGAGCCCACGGGGACUGCAAAGGCAGGCAAGAAGGUAUUUCAACAGGCCGGCGAGGUAUACGCGGUAGCUGCUGCGCAGCAGAACAAAGACAGCGUCUCGCAGGCUUGGGCUGAGGGGGUGACGGUGCUGCCGCAGCGGGAAGCUUUGCUGCUGAUGCUUGCCUUUCUCCCAGGGAGUUCCCCCGUUGAACUGACUGUGGAGGCUUCAGCCGACGCUCCAGUCGCCGUCACAAAGUACUGCAGCAAAGCAACAGCAACAGGCAGCAAAAGCAGCAGCAAAAGUAGCGUUAGGAGCAGUACUAACAGUAGCAGUAGGAGUAGCAAAAGCAGCAACAAAAGCGGGAGCAGUAGUGGCAGCAAUACCACUAGCAGCAGCAGCAGUAGCAGCAGCAACAAAGCGUCUGGAGUGCUGAGAGGCUUGGGAUUUACGUGUGUUUGUUGCUGCUGCAGCAUUGAAAUGUUUGAAGGCGUCAGUUUGCUGCAGCGUGGAGACUCUGCGUACAUAACGCUGGGGGAUUUGCUGCGAGUGAAUGUGCUGCGGCAUUGGCUGUCGCGAGUCUUGCAAGGGGACGCAGGAGCAGCAGCAGCAGCAGCAGCGCUGCAACCCACAUCUGCUGCAGCAGCAGCAAGGAGCGGGAGACAACAAGUGCAGCAAGAGGCGCUUCUAGUUGAAGAAGGACUAGAAGAGCUGCAGGCUGCUCUUGCCGAUGUCCUCGCCCAUUGUAACGAACCCCUGUCCCCCUGGCAGGUCAACAAUCUUCUAACUAAAGCAGGAUCCCCUGCGGACCCCCGAGUGCAGGUAUUGUUUGAGCGGGGGUUGCCGCUGCGGCGGGAGUCUUCAGGAGGAAGAAGAGGAGGGGGAAAGGCAAAUAAUGUACAGGGAGGAUUACGAUUUACUCUCUCAGCAUUUGCUGCUAAUGCUGCCGAUACAGCAGCUUGUCUCCCGCCCUUCAAUGUCACAGCCAUUGCCCAGCACUACAACUCACUGCUACAGGAGAUGCAUAGGCGAGCAGGAGAGGCAAAAAGGAAGCAGCAACAGCAGCAGCAGCAGCAGCAGCACGCGUCGCACUCCUCUUGGCGCAGCGGCGUCCAGUCGGGCAAACACAAGGGCCGCAGCAGCAACAACGUGAGCGGCAGCAAGCAGCAUGGAGGGGCCAGCGGAAGGGCUUACCAGCAGCAAAAGCACCAGCAGCAUUCAAAACAACAGCAUCAGCAGCAGCAGCAUAGAGGACAGGGCCGCAGAAAGGGAAAGGGAGGCCAUGGGUCUUCGCAUGCGGCGGCUGACGGCGGUCACCAGCAACAGCAGCAGCACCGCCAGCAGCAGCAGCAACAACACCACCACCACCAGCAACAGCCUUACGGUGUUCAGGGGGACCAGCAGCAGCAGCACCACCAGCAGCAGCAUCGCUUUUCCCCCGGCUUUGCUCAGUCUGCUGAUAUGAGGCGCAGCGGUGCUGCUGCUGGCAGCAGAGGAGGCAUGAAGGCGCAACAGGCAGCACCCCCUGCCUUCAAGCAGCAGCAAGGAGGGCACUCAGCACCCCCCCAACAAGGUACGUACGCACAUUCGAUAGUAAAAACGAUAUCAGCAGCAACAGCAACCGCAGCAACAGCAGCCGCAGCAACAGCAGCAGGGGCAGUUGCAGCAUCCGUAGCAGCAGCACCAGGCGCAGCAGUAGCAGCAGCAGGAGUAGCAGCACCAGGAGUAGCGGCAGUGGCAGUAGCAGCAUCUGUAGCAGCAGCACCAGGCGCAGCAGUAGCAACAGCAGGAGCAACAGCAGUAAGAUCAGCGGGCCGGAUAAACCCUUUUCAGUCGCACGCUCCCGAGGGGCAUCAGCAUAUGGGCCUUCCCGUUUACGCUCGUCACCAGCAGCAUCAUGAUGCGCAGCAUCGGUAUGCUGUAGGAGGUGCUGCAGCGCCUGCUGCGGCUGCUGCUUCUGCUGCUGCUCCGAGUCUGCUGCAGCAGCAUCCGCAACAGGCCUACCUCUCGCACUACCGGCAGCCGCAGCAGGUGCAGCAGCACUAUGCACCUAACCCCUACGGAAUGCAGCAGCCGUUUCUCGAUGCGGCUCGCCUCCCCAGGCAGCAGCAGAUGCCUCUAGGGGCAGCCACGCUGCAGCAGCUCCAGCAGCUGCAGCAAUUGCAGCAGCUGCACAUAAGCGCGGGCGCACAGGCGCAGCAAGCUCAUGUACAGACAGCGGCCUACAGGGCUGCGCCUCCUGCUGCAGCGCUGCUGCAGCCGCAGCAACAGCAGCAUUUGGGAUUGCCUUCGCUGCAUGGCGACGCGAGGGCGCACCCAAAUGCGUUCGGGCAGUACGGGGGUCGAUGA